CGAACAGCAGUAGUGCAUCGUCGGCAGGCGGAUUAGUAGGUGCGCGAUCAUUUGUCGUUCCGAUGGCCCAGUCGCAGGUGACGGAGAACCGUGCGCUUCGGUGCAAACCGCGCCGCGGUGCAGCUGCAACGGCGACGACGACGGACAACAAUAACGGAUCGGCCGGCUCGAGCGGUUGCUUGAAAACGUCGGCGGUGGAUAUGAUGAAAAAAGGAGCCGGAGGAUCAUUGGCGAUCGUAGUCCCUCCCGAUGGUGGUUGGGGAUGGGUAGUCGUUUUCGCAGCAUUUUAUUGCAAUGUUGUUGUAGAUGGAAUAAUUUAUUCUUUCGGCAUGCUCUUAAAGGACAUGGUAGAUUCAUUCCACGAGUCAGAAUCAAAGAUCUCAAUUGUUGGAUCCCUGUUAAACGGAUUUUAUUUGAUUGCAGGCCCAUUCGUAAGUGCACUUCUAAAUAGUGUGGAUUUCCGAGCGGUCACUAUUAUUGGAAGCAUAAUAUCCUGCAUUGCAUUUGCAUGUGCAACUUACGUACAAUCUCUGUACCAACUUAUGUUCUGUUAUGGUAUUGUUGGUGGUGUCGGAUUCAGUAUGAUAUAUGUAUCUGCGGUAUUGAUACCAGGAUUUUAUUUUGAUAAAUGGAGAGCAUUAGCAACAGGUAUAGCGGUAUGUGGAUCCGGAAUAGGAACAUUUGUGCUUGCACCAUUGAACGCAUAUUUGGUUCAACAGGGUGGUUGGCGAAUUACCAUAGUGGUUCAAGCGGGUUUAGCAUUAAGUUGUGCUUUGGUCGGGAUACUUUUUCGACCAUUAAAACCUACCAUUGUUGAAGUGCCAAUUUCUAACAAUCCAGUUGUAAUGGAACCUAAAAUACCGGAAGAUGAGCCACUACUGACGAUAAACGCCGAGAGAAAAAUGUCAUUGGACAGUAAACAUAAUUCCUCUAAAAUCGGAGCUCCGACAGUCGAAGAAAUUUACAAUCAUUUGUCUGAUCGUUUGACGUCCGAACCUCAGAAAAUAAGUUUAUCUUGCCAUUCACUUAACACGCACCAUCAGUACCUGAAAGAUAAAUUAUCACCACCCGAAACACCGGAAAAGAAAUUAUCCGUAGUCAGUCUACGAAGACCAUCUCUAUCGGCUCACUUAAUGGAUAGAGAUGAUCGAUUUUUCGGAGGAAGCUUAUCUAGACUACCUCAGUAUUCCUCGCAGGUGAGCUCAUUGAACUACGCAAUGUCGGUAACGAGAAUACCAGCUUGGAAUGAAAUUGAAGAAGAAGGAGAAGACCCUUGCGCCAAGAACAACUCGUUCCGAAAAAACAUGAAAAAGUAUUAUAAAUCGGCCAUGCACACACUCACGACGAUGUUGGACUUUUCGAUUUUGUCCUCUCCGUCGUUUUUAGUACUAACGUGCAGCGGUUUUCUAACGCUACUCGGGUUUUUUGUCCCGUUUAUGUACAUCAGCGAAAAAGCGAUUAGCGAGGGUAUGGACAAAAACGUAGCUGUGUGGCUGGUAUCCACGACUGGCAUAACCAACACUUUAGGCAGAGUGAUUUGUGGUUGGAUAUCUAGUUACGAGUCGGUCGAUCCGAUUCUGGUAAAUAACGUGUCUCUUACGUUUGGAGGACUGUACACCAUUUUGUUGCCAAUUCUUCCAUAUUCGGUGUUUUCUUACUAUUUGUACGCGUCACUGUUUGGAUUUUCCAUGGCUUGUUUUGCGUCUUUAAGAUCGACUAUGAUCGUCGAGCUGACUGGGCUCGAACUCCUAACAAACGCUUUUGGUGUUUUGUUGAUGUUCCAAGGAGUAGCGGCCGCCAUCGGGGCUCCAUUGCUAGGAUUGUUUAAAGAUUUAACCGGUAACUACAAUAUGUCAUUCUAUUUAUCCGGAGUAAUACUGGUUACGUCGGCAGUCAUCUGCUAUCCUUUGAGAAGAGUCAAAAAAUGGGAAGAAGACAAAAAAUUACGACAACACAAUGUUUGAUUACAUUUGGAGAAAAAAUUAAAUCUAUUUUACCUGCCAUACUUUUUAUUUGUUAAUCACGACAAUAAUUUUUCUUCAAAUAUAAAAAUGUGUAUUAUACAUCCUCGAAUCAUUCUUUUUUUUUAAAGUAUUUCGAUGACGUAUAUUGUAA
Messenger RNA from Sipha flava (yellow sugarcane aphid), 2115 nucleotides. RefSeq names its product monocarboxylate transporter 12-B-like. Gene Ontology annotation, biological process: monocarboxylic acid transport; transmembrane transport. The coding region runs from base 63 to 1964 and encodes 633 amino acids. The transcript is spliced from 9 exons. Gene Ontology annotation, molecular function: monocarboxylic acid transmembrane transporter activity. Lineage: Eukaryota; Metazoa; Arthropoda; Insecta; Hemiptera; Aphididae. The record is from RefSeq and is a predicted model, not a curated record.